This is a messenger RNA of Marchantia polymorpha subsp. ruderalis, 1546 nucleotides long. The record is from the annotation of a GenBank genome assembly. Lineage: Eukaryota; Viridiplantae; Streptophyta; Marchantiopsida; Marchantiales; Marchantiaceae.
AAUACAUUCCUUCGUAUAAUGUCCAAAAUGGAAGAGUCAAGAUUUCAUUCCCAUGUGACCGAAUGAAUGUUAGGUGCCGAGAAGUUAUUGUGGAAAGCCUAUAUCUUGCUCGCCUGCCUACAUCUUGCUGCGAGCGAGCGAGCGAGCGAGCGAUGGAGGGCAAGAGAAGAAGGAGGAGAAGAACAUGAAGGCGCGAGGACGCUGGACUCACCGCUGGGCAGCCGAGAAGAAACACCGGAAGCGCAUGUCGAUUCACUCCGAGCAGUAGUAGUCACUAGUCCGGGGGGCGGUAGAGAGCGAAGUAGGUGAUACGGUGCGGCAAGAGCCCGUCCAGAGUCUACGAUCGAUCAGGCGCAGAGAGGGAUCGACUUCUUCUUCUCGUGGGUCGGGUUCAGGCAAGGGCAGAUGCAAAACAUGAUUAGAGAAAACCCCUACACGAGGAUCUCCUUUGGAGGUAAAGACCUCCAUGUUUUUCAUACCCGGAGCGCGAGAGCGAGAGAAUGCGCUUGGCAUCAUUCGUCAUCUGUAGGCGAGCGAGAGCGAGGGGCUACGGUACACAGAAGAGCAGCGGAAGGAAAUUGAGCCCAAUGAUACACACCUGACUGACCUCUCUCUUGACGCGACUGUCAGGCCCUUGCAGCACACCUUGGGCCGUUUGCUUGGGGCUGGGCUGGGCUUCGGCUCGCUCGCUCGCUCGAUUGCUUGCUGCCUGUUGUGUGCCUGCCUCCUGGGCCCUGCUGCUGCUAGUUUAUUCUGGAUUUUCCGCUUCCUCCUUCGCUGCCUGUCUGCGACUCUGCUCACCUGCCCGAUGCCUGCCCCCCGUCCCGAGCCCCGUACCAGCCCAGUGUCAUAUGGCGAUAUUAUAUAUGGGGCAAGCGAAGGGGGGGAGCGGGAGGGGGAGGGGGGAGAGGUUGACAUUCGGUAUAGAGAAGGGGGGAGUCGGCACAGGAGGGCGAGGAGCUUCUCUCGUACUCAUGUGUAUGUCGGGGGCUAAUAUAUACGAGGAGCGAGCGAGCGUCAGUUGCCGGUGGGAGAAUUCGAGGAGCCGGUGGCCAGGGGAGACGGGUGGCACAGAGCGCCACAGGCGGAGAGAUAUCGCGGGAUGGCGCGGCGACACGUGGCAGGGGCGGGGCCCGAGCCGCCUUCAUUCAAAGCUGUGAAACCGGCUGGAUCGGUGGGAUCUCGGCUUUGAUUGAUUGCGCGGGAAUGGGCUCGGCUUGCCGGGAGUUGGACAACAGCACGAGACGCAUCGGGUAGGGGGCGAGGCGAGGGGGAAGAUGCGCGUACCCUAGCCCUGCCCCGCCCUCGCUAGGCUCUGCCCCCCGCACAGCCUAGCCUAGCCUAGCCUAGCCCAGCCCAGCCACCAGGCUGCGAUUUCUUCCGUUCCAUGCUUCCUUCCGUCUUGCGCCUUUGCUUGCUUCGAUUCGAUGCUGGCUGAGGGGCAGGGGCAGGGGCAGGGCGACGGGGUCGACGGGCGCCUGUACUGUCCUUGCCCGAGCAAGCACUCACUCACUCACUCUCUGCUCUCGGAGACCAGUCACCUCAU